AUGUCCGUUGCCCGCGUUGUCUAUCGCGUGGAGCAGCCGUCGGAUGAUUUGAUCGCGGGCCUGACCGCCUGGUCCGUGCGCGCAUCCCCCUUCGCUCGAGUUCGCCUCGCCCCGCGUCUUCCACCUGGUCAUCGGUUAUCUCGCUUCCGAUCUUACCUAGGAGGAAGGGAGCCUAGGACCGCAUAUUGUUAUUUGUGUGUGGCAUCCAACGCCACUGUCCAUAUCUCCUCGAUCGUCGUGGUGACUGUCACAAUUGACCCGCUUCGACAAGCUGAUCGUCCCGAACGCGCGGACAACGACAAACGACAAACGAGACAGCGGACAUCAGGCAUCAGAUCGCAGGGAAUGUGGCUCCCUCUUGGUCCACUCAAUCGUUUCGUUUUGUCUCCCGUUUCAAUGGAGAUCCAAGUGCGCUGA
Messenger RNA from Penicillium macrosclerotiorum, 417 nucleotides. RefSeq lists its product as uncharacterized. Bases 1 to 417 code for a protein of 138 amino acids. The transcript has a single exon. NCBI's taxonomy places the organism in Eukaryota, Fungi, Ascomycota, Eurotiomycetes, Eurotiales, Aspergillaceae. The record is from RefSeq and is a predicted model, not a curated record.